Molecule: messenger RNA, 1791 nt
Organism: Dinoponera quadriceps
Lineage: Eukaryota; Metazoa; Arthropoda; Insecta; Hymenoptera; Formicidae
Gene: eIF1A
Product: eukaryotic translation initiation factor 1A, X-chromosomal
Exons: 6
Coding region: 192-635 (147 amino acids)
Biological process (GO): translational initiation
Cellular component (GO): cytoplasm
Molecular function (GO): RNA binding; translation initiation factor activity
Source: RefSeq, a predicted model, not a curated record
GGAAGUGCAUACACCAUUUUGUCCGUCAUCAAGGCAGCAGUAUCGAAGAGACGACCAACCGUUUCCUCACCGUUGAUCAUCAGCGCAGUCAAUCGGUCUCUGUUCCAUCGGAAGCUUCCUUCGUCGCCUCGUGCUUCUCGGCCGUGUUAUUUGUAUUUUUCUCUCAUUCAGGAACAUCACUCUAGAGUACGAUGCCAAAGAAUAAAGGAAAGGGAGGUAAAAACAGGAGAAGGGGUAAGAACGAAAAUGAAACCGAAAAGAGAGAGUUGGUGUUCAAGGAAGACGGACAAGAAUACGCUCAAGUUACAAAAAUGCUGGGUAACGGUAGGCUAGAGGCGAUGUGCUUCGACGGGGUGAAACGAUUAUGCCACAUCAGGGGGAAGCUGCGUAAGAAGGUGUGGAUCAAUCAGGGUGACAUCAUAUUAAUUGGCCUGAGAGAUUAUCAAGAUGCUAAGGCAGAUGUUAUAUUGAAAUACACAUCUGAUGAGGCGCGUAACUUGAAAACUUACGGCGAAUUCCCGGAAACUGUUCGAAUCAACGAUACGGUCACUUUCGUGGAAGAUGGGCUCGACGAGGACAUUGAAUUUGGUGAUGAAAUUAGUAAUGAUGAUGAAGAUGAUGUCGACAAUAUCUGAUGACCUACAGUAUAAUAAUAAUAAAAUUAUUAUUAUUAUUAUAACGAAUAAAAAUACAUCACCACACAGAAUAUGCAUGGGGACAACUAUUCAUUUCACGAGAUGCAAUUACACAUCAAAUUCUCCCCCUAUCGAGUAGUCCAUAUAUCUUCCUGUAUUUAAAAAUAAAUUGUCAGUUUAUGGGUGACACUGUGUUCCGUUUUGAAAUGUUGUAGUGGAUUCUGAUGUGUUUUGUAAAUUUUUGUAUUAACACGAAUUUAUAUUUGCCGGCAGUAAAGAGAGAUCUCGUAUUAAUUCCGUGAUUCAUCAUACAAUUGCUAUGUGUUUCAGUUGCAAGAUAAUACACGUACAAAUAUAUGUUUACACACAUACAUAUAUAAAUAAAAAUCUUUUUACAUUUGUAUUACAUUUUUUUUUUCGCGAUUAACACAACCACUACAUCAGCAGAAACGACACAGGUGUACGCCAUUGCUUAAACGGGAAAUAGAACCAUCAUCGUGUAUAUCUUAGUGAAUACUGUUUUGUAUGCUUUAACGUCUCACUUGAGGUGUCCGUCGGAACGUAUAUGUGUAAUUAGAUCUCCCUUUAGUGAGAUUUCGGAACCGGAUCGAAGCGAAGGAUUGCCGUAAGAAAGCACGUAUUACAGCGUUCCGGUCGUCGUGCGAUUUUUUUUCUAUCGAUUUUAACGAUUGUUUUACCGACUUUGGUCGCGGCGGAUCGACGCUCGUUGUUAAUGGCGUGCUGAGUGUACUCUGCGUUUGCGACGAAUGCGACAACGCGAAAGCGACGAUAACGUGUCCGCAGGACGUUUUCGUUGCGUAUCAGUGCAAUCGUUCGGGAUUUCAGCGUGUUGUCCGUCGUUUGUAUCGAGAGAUCCCGUCUCUGCGUGGAACUGCGUAGAAUACCGCCUGCAGUUGCGGCUGUUAAUGCGCGACGAAGGGAAUGGAAAGAGAUGGAAACCAAUUUUAUUCCAUUGUAUUUGUAUAUCGUAUGCGAAAAUCUAAUAUGUAAACGCCGAGAGAUGUUUCAGAACUGAUUUUGCGUGUGUUUCAAUCAAUUAAGCGGGGACAGGUUGAAGAACCGCGGACCUCUCUCGACAUUCUCUCUCUUUCUCUCUCUGUCACGACGAAUAAAGAAUUACGUACGUUUAACGAAA